Molecule: messenger RNA, 3106 nt
Organism: Frankliniella occidentalis (western flower thrips)
Lineage: Eukaryota; Metazoa; Arthropoda; Insecta; Thysanoptera; Thripidae
Exons: 7
Coding region: 193-975 (260 amino acids)
Molecular function (GO): protein binding
Source: RefSeq, a predicted model, not a curated record
GGAGGGGGCCGGGUGGGAGGUGUGGCCUUGGCCUGCGCCGCCGACGGCACCGAAACCACUCGUCGGCGUCUGCUUCAGUACGCUCCAAACACGCCCGAUAUUCGCCGUUGCCAUUACGCGUGUUACGAGACGAUUCUUCAAAGAAAUCAUUUUCGAGAGUAUUGAGUUUCACUGCAUACAAGUAUUAAAGCUAUGGCUGACGGUGACAUGCACGAGUUGGCGCUGCAGCUAGUGAUGGACUGGCUGCCAACUCAAGACGUCGUCAGCGUUGGUCAAGUGUGCCGUAAGUGGCGGCAGGUUGCCAAAGAUCCAUUCGUGUGGCGGAAACGGCACGCACCCGACAUGAACCGAAAACCUACGCCACACGAGAGGAAGUUAUUCUGGCGGGUUGUAAAAUUUGCACCAUAUGUUCGCAAGAUGAGUGUGGAGCAGCCAGAAGGUCAACAGGAUAAAUCAUGGGCUGCCUUCUAUGAGAAGCUGGGCAAAGAGAUCUCAGUAAAGGCUCGCGGCCUCCGCAUACGAUAUGGACUUGAAGGACAUCCUACACCUCAAUGGGUACACAGGAUGCUACGUCGCCUCGGCCCGCACCUCGAUAUGCUGGAGGUGGAGAACCCAGGACCGGAGGACAGUGCCGUUAUUCGAGACUUAAUCCUGGGCGGAAGCUCGGGUCCUCGGAUUCUUCAUACUAGGACGUGGACGGACCAGCUCACAGAUGUGGAGGCGUGGCCGGCUGGAGAGACGCCGGCAUUGGAUGUGCUCCACAUCUCGCUUGUGUUUGCAGGCAGAGAGCUCGUGCGCGUGUUGGGACGUACGGCCUCGCGCCUCGAGCUGGAAAUAGACACAGAUCACAUCAUUGUGACCUCUGCACCACAAGACACAAGUUCUGGAUCAACUCUUCCACCAGAGCCAAGACGACAUCGUUUCGCAGGGAGACAUCGCCCAGACUCCGCCGAGGCUAUCGCAAGCAACGCCUGAGCCUGUGCUGCAACUCAGAGACACUUAAAAUGGCUUUCGGAAGGAUCUUUUAAGGCCAAAAAAAGACAUCCUAAAGCGAGCAUGCGGACACCGAGCAGACUAUCGAGAGACUUUAGAGGGACUGCCCGAAGACAACGCAGAGACUGCGAGUAGACUUCGUGGAGACAUCCAGGACUAUCAAGACAUCCCGGAGACACUAUAGAGACAUCCAGGAGACACUGUAGAGACAACGAAAAGACAAAAUAUAGACAGCCUGAAGACAGCACAGGUAUCUCUGCAUCAAAGGAGGGAUCCGCCUAGUCAUCAACUGCAUGUGUCCGCCGUGGCCCUGUGGAUACCGUGCUGCGCUCCGACACCGGGAGGGCGGGGGUUCGAGUUCCGCCCACUGCGACGUGUUCGCCUCUCUCCGUGCGCGUGUUCAGGCGGGUCGAUGUACCGUGCGCAUCACGCGGUGUGCCGUGCUGUUGAAAUCCAGUACGCAUCGAAUUUUUCCGCGCGCUGUUUCUUCGUGACCGGAGGACGUCUGUAGGUUGUUUUCAGGCUGUCUUUAUUUUGUCUUUUCGUUGUCUCUAUAGUGUUUCCUGGAUGUUUCCAUACGGUCCCCUGAAUGUCUCUACAGUGUCUCCUAGAUGUAUUUACGAGUUCUCCUUGCAAUCUCUGCUUUGUCUCCUCUGAAAUCCGUUUUGUGAUACUUUUACUGAAUUUUUGCGAUAACUUGUGUUUUGCGAUUCCCACGCUAAACGGUUUGAUAACCCCCAAAAUUGUGAAAAAAGUACCACAAUAAUGUGAUACUUUUAUAACAUGUUUGGGGGUUAUCAUGCCCUUUAGCGUGGGAAUCGAAAAACACUAGUUAUCACAUGGUUUCAUUGUUAAAAGUAUCGCAAAACCAGCCCUAGUGUCCGGGUAGUCCGAGGAGUCCCCAACUGUGGUCUGCCGGUGUACACACACUGUAAAAAGCUUACGAACUAAAUACUUCGCAACGUUACGAACAAUUUUCGUUGUAUGUAUUGCAAAGCGAUUGUUUGUGAGGCUAGACAGGGUCUUACGAACAAUCGGUUUGCGUUACGAACUAUUUGUUUGUAAGCUUACGGACAAUUAGUUCGGUUUCCCUGGUCUUCUAGAGGUUUUCUUAGUUUUCUUACGUUUUAUUCGGUCUUCCUGAGAUUUCUUUGUAAGGGAUUUCAAAGGCUUCAUGAGGUUCUCUUCGAUUUUCUCUUGGUUUUCCUGGGUUUUCUCUUGGUCUUCCUUGAUAUUAUCUUGGUCUUCCUUGUUCUUCCUGGCUUUCAAUUGCCAAUUUUUUCCUUGUCUUCCCACAACUUUUCUGGUCUUCCUAGAAUUUUUCUGUUCUUCCAACGAAUUUCUUAGUCUUCCCCUGAUUAAUGCGGUCUUGCCGGAUACUUUUCUGGUCGUCCGGAAACUCUUUGGGUUUUCCUUUAAAUUUUUGAGGUGAAAGUAAGUUAGGUCUUUCUUGUAUUUUUUUCAGUCUUCUUAGGUUUUAUUAGGUCUUCCUAGGUUUUCCACGUUUCUGGGCUGCCAGUGUACACGCUCGAACCUAGUUGCGGGGGUAGUCUCUGUAAUGUCUCUCGAUAGAGUGCUCGGUGUCCGCAUGCUCGCUUUAGGAUGUCUCUUUUUGGACUUCAAAGAUCCUUCCUAAAGCUAUUCUAAGUACCUCUGACCUCUGAGUUGCCACAGCACAGGCUCAGGCGUUGCUUGCGCUGGCCUCGGUGGAGUUUGAGCAAUAAUUAGGUUGUUUCAUUUUGAGGGGUCAAGUCACCAAAUUUUCUGAAGCGAAGUUCUUUUGAAUGUUUAUAGCAUGCCGAUACUCAUGGAGCAAAUCCGGGGUCUGUGCGAUGAGGGGAACCAGGCGCAACCCGCGCUUAAAGUUUUUUGGGCGAUUUAGCGGGUAUCUCGACUGACAUGUUCUCGGUCCCGCUGUGCCGCGGCGCCACUGUCGCCGACCGCACCCCGUCGUGUGGUGACUACCUAUGGUAUGUACUUUCUUUCAGACAUGGUCCGACCCGCCAUCCCCACCCUCUUCAGGAGCCAGGGCGUAAGUACUCAAAAACCGGGUAUCUCGCUCUAGGCCGAGUACCGUUGAUGAUAUAGAAACGCCGCCUGCUCGUAAACGGGG